AUGUUAGAGUCUCUAACUCCCCCCCCCCCCUCCGUGAGCGAACAAAACCAUUAGAAAAAUCGCCAUUUUUUGACCAAAAACCCACCCUCCGUGAGUGAACAAAAAUUUUUUUAAUAGAAAAAAUUUUAAUGGAAAAAAAAUUUUGAUAUAUAAGUGAUAAUUAGUAUAAUGAAAUCUAGAGCUAAUUCUGUUUAAUUUUUAAACAAAUUGCGUUUUAAAACAUAAAUUUUGCAAAUUAAAUUAAUAUUUGCUUUCCCAAUUUUUGCAAAUUAGGAUUUUUUUAAAUUUCGAAAAAAAUAUUUUUUUAUAAAAUUUAUAUAUAAAUUUUUUUUUAAAAAAAAAAAAAAUACCCCCUCCGUGAGCGAACAAAAUUUUUUUUGUUCGCUCACGGAGGGGGGGGGGGAGUAAGCGGGAAUCUUGCAAUUAAGGAUUUCUUGUAUUUGUACCCAAGGUCUCAGUGGGCGAGAUGCUGUGAACUUUUGAUGGUAAUUGGAAUUAGUGCGAUACAAAACCGAUAUUCUGGAUUUGUAUCAGUUAGUGAGCUUGAAACAAUUUCACAUGGAUCUCCACUGCCAUUAGCUGCACAAAUGCCAGGCAUCAAAGCACAGCUGAAAGGGAUGAUUGAAGAAAUUGAUAACUACAAUAACGAUCCUGCAGAAAAAGAAUUCAAAAGGUCAUCGAGCGUCAAUAAUUUAAAAAAUAAAAGACCACCAAGGUCCUCAGUGAAUAAAGAAAUCCCUGGGCCUAUUUUGAUGGAGUCUACACCAAAAUUCCGAUGCUUGGAUGAAGUCUUUUCUAAGCCGAAAGGAAAAGACAGUAGCAGAUCUAAAGAAAAUUCGAAUAGAAGCCCGUUAAAAACCAUUAAGCCAAGCACAAUGCAGCAGCCUAAAGGAACUCCUCAUAGAAAGGUCCCAAAAUAUCUCCAAAAUGUGGACUCGAAAAUCAGAUGUGACGUGAAAAAAGACAUUCAGAAAUUUUUCAACCCCGAUAAAAAACUUUUAAGUGAGUUUCAAUGAAUUUCUGAUGAGGAAAUCCAAAGAAAUCCAUCACCCACCUUAGAAAGCAUAACAAGCAGAGAAGACACGAAUUUUCCUAACAAAAAGCCUCUUUUUGAGGAUACUUUUACGUAUACAGAAACUGAUGAAAAUCAAUCUCCAGGCCCAAAAAUCAAGAAAAAGCUGCCAGAGCAGGAUUUUUCCUCAGAAGUUAUACAGCUUGCUGAUGAAUUUCUAAACAAUCCUUUAAUUUCUCAUCUGUCUAGAAGAGAAUCACAAAAGUCUUCACCUAUAAAACCCCUGAAAACUGAAGAAAUAAUGCCACAAAUUCCUUUUGGAGACUAUUCAGACUCCUUUGAUGGUACAUCUAAAAGGAUAAAAACAGAUAGGAUGCCUAGUAGAAGUUAUAAUCCUUCACUAGGAAAUUCACUAUACAAAGAAAAUUAUUUUAACUAUUAA
Messenger RNA from Blepharisma stoltei, 1454 nucleotides. The record is from the annotation of a GenBank genome assembly. NCBI's taxonomy places the organism in Eukaryota, Ciliophora, Heterotrichea, Heterotrichida, Blepharismidae.